AGUCCAGAGGAUAUAAGUAUUCGUGCCAAACAGGAUGGUUUUGAAUCUGGUCCGCUCAGGCAGCCUGCUGUUGUCCAGAAGUAGGGUGGUGUGGACUACACAUGAACUGCAAUAUGUGAGAACAACGUCAGGCUGUCGUGAACUCAGCUCAGCCAGUGUACAGUUUCCCUCUGAGGCACGGGUCGUGAUCGCUGGAGGAGGGAUCGUCGGCUGCUCGGUGGCGUAUCAUCUGGCCAAGGCUGGCUGGACUGAUGUGGUGCUACUGGAACAGGGGAGCUUGGGAUGUGGCACAACCUGGCAUUCUGCAGGGAUUGUGGUUCAGAUGCGUUCUAACACCCUCCACACCAACAUAUGCCAAUACAGCGCGCAGCUGUAUGCCACUCUGGAAGAGGAAACGGGUCUUGGCACUGGGUGGCGACAGUGUGGUACCGUGUCCCUUGCCAGGACAUCAGAUCGCAUGACUUACCUUCGGAGAACUGCCGCUGCUGCUAGAUCAGACGGUGUCCAGUGUGAGCUGAUCGGCCCUAAAGACGUCGCUGCUCAGGUUCCUCUGCUGAGGGUGGAUGACCUGAAGGGCGCGCUGUGGAUACCCGGGGACGGGACGGCAUCACCUUCUGAUGUCAUGCAGUCUCUGGCUAAAGGAGCAACGUCACGAGGAGUACAGAUUCACCAGAAAGUUGCCGUGGAAACCGUCCUGACAGACACUGGUAGGGUGGCGGGAGUCCGGACCAACCAAGGCGACAUCAGAUGUGAAUACUUCGUGAACUGUGCUGGACAGUGGGCAUGGCAGCUGGGUCAACUGUCCAGUCCACCUGUCCGUGUACCGCUGCAUUCCUGUGAACACUUCUACGUUGUCACUAAGCCCUUCCCUGGAGUAACCAACAACCAACCAGUUAUCAGGGACCCUGAUGGCAUGCACUACUCACGUGAGUGGAGUGGAGGUGUCUUGGCAGGAGGCUUUGAACUAAACCCCAAACCGGUCUUCACAGAUGGUAUCCCAUCAAAAUUUGAGUUUCAACUGUUAGAGGAAGACUGGGACCACUUCAUGCCCAUCAUGGAGCAGGCGACAUACCGUAUGCCAGCCCUACAGGAUGCAGAGAUCAGACAGUUUCUAAACGGGCCAGAGAGCUUCACCCCUGAUAUGUCACCUGUACUGGGGGAAGCGCCAGAGCUACCGGGCUACUUUGUAGCUGCAGGGAUGAACUCAGGAGGAAUAGCCAGUGCAGGUGGUGUGGGGAAGGUCAUGGCUGAAUGGAUCAUCUCAGGGGACCCUCCUGCCGGCACCUGGCCGGUCGACAUCCGCAGGUUUGGAGAGAUGCACAACAACAGGAGAUACCUCAGGGAAAGGGUCAAGGAAAUAUUGCCAAUUCACUAUCUACAAAACUACCCAAAGCAAGAGUUCCAGUCAGCUCGAAGGGUUCUGAUGUCACCCCUGUAUUCCGUCCUGAAGAAGGCAGGUGCUGUGUUUGGGGAGACCAUGGGGUAUGAGAGGGCCAACUGGUUCUCAAGGCCAGACUCAGAUGACUUCAUGGAGCCAAAGCAGCCAAAGGGGACAUUUGGGAAGCCAUCCUGGUUUGAUGCUGUGCUGAGAGAGUACUUUGUUUGCUGUGAAAAUGUUGGCAUCGUUGAUAUGUCUUCACUUACCAAAUUUGAAGUACAGUCCUCAGGUGAUGAGGUGGUGACGUACCUACAGAGGCUGUGCUGUAAUGAGGUGGAUGUUCCAGUGGGGACGGUGCUGCACACCGGGAUGUUGAACCACUACGGAGGGUACGAGAAUGACUGCAGGAUAGCUCGACUGGCCAACAAUCACUACGUCAUCAUCUCGCCACCCAAUCAGUUGGUGCGGAGCUGGGCGUGGCUAACCCGCCAUCUCCCAAGAGACGGAUCUGUACAGAUUAAGGACGUGACGCGGAGCUAUGCUGUUCUCAAUGUUCUCGGUCCCAGGGCGAGGGAGCUUAUGAGCAGUCUGACUGAUGUCGUCACCAUGAGCAGCCAUAACUUCCCGCCAAAUGUCUGCAGGGAGCUGAGCAUCGGUUUUGCCCCCCGUGUUCGUGCCAUGACCAUCAGCCAUGUUGGGGAGCUGGGCUGGAUGUUGUAUGUUCCACAAGAGUAUGCUUUACACCUCUAUCUCUACAUCAUGAAGAGGGGUCGAGCAUUUGGAAUCCGUAAUGUCGGCCACUAUGUCAUCAGUCACCUGUGUUUGGAACACGGUAUUCCUUCACUGGGAACUGACCUGGACUCAUCUGUCACUCCAUUUGAAUGCCAACAGGAGCACACUGUCAAAUUAGACAAGGAUUUCAUUGGUCGAUCUGCCCUGCUCGAACAGAAGCAGGAAGGAGUGAGACAGAAAUUUGUCAUGUUCCUAUUGGACAAUCAUGACCUGGAGAAUGACCUUUGGCCUUGGGGAAGGGAGCCAAUCUGGGAGGGUGGAAGGGUCGUUGGCAUGACGACCUCAGCAAGCUAUGGAUACACGCUAAAGAAACAGAUCUGCCUUGGUCUUGUGCGUAACCCAGAUGGAAAGACAGAAGAAGGGAAGGUAGUCACUGAUGACAUCAUAACAAAAUACAAGUUUGAGAUUGACAUCGCUGGAAAACGUUUCUCUGCCACAGCCCAGCUGUUACAGCCUGUUUUGACUCAUUGACUUUAAAGCAGACACGACAUCACCUGAAAACUUGGCGCUGAACAUCAUUUACACAAUCCAGCAGAGCUUUCAAUUGUGCUGAACACCAUGCACACAACCCGGCAGACCUGUCCUUGGUGCUGAACAUCAUCUACACCAUCCGGUAGACAUGUCCUUGGUGCUGGACACCAUCUUUACAAUCCAGUUGAUCUGUCCUUGGUGCUGAACUCCAUCUACUCAACCCAGCAGAGCUGUCCUUGUUGCUGCUCAUUAUCUAUACAACCCAGCAGACCUGUAAUUGGUGCUGAACACCAUCCAUACAAUCAAGCAGGGCUUUCCAUGGUGCAGAGCACAAUUAACACAAUCCUAAAGACCUGUCAUUGGUACUGGAUACAAUCUAUUUACUGAUUUAGACUAGGGAACCUGUGCU
Messenger RNA from Branchiostoma floridae (Florida lancelet), 3050 nucleotides. Its product is annotated as pyruvate dehydrogenase phosphatase regulatory subunit, mitochondrial-like. Gene Ontology annotation, molecular function: oxidoreductase activity; protein binding. Gene Ontology annotation, cellular component: mitochondrion; cytoplasm; mitochondrial matrix. The record is from RefSeq and is a predicted model, not a curated record. The transcript is spliced from 18 exons. Lineage: Eukaryota; Metazoa; Chordata; Leptocardii; Amphioxiformes; Branchiostomatidae. Bases 35 to 2641 code for a protein of 868 amino acids.